AUGGCGGCAGCAGCAGCAGCGGCGGUCAAGCGACGUCAGGAAGUCGAAGCGGCCAUUGCCGAAGGGAAUAUCCCUGCCAUUGGCACGCGGAUAGAAAGCUUCGCUCAGAAAGACCCGCUACCGCCAGCUGACCAAACUGGAAUAUGGCGACACCAGCGCAAGGUCGCGACAGCGUAUUUGAACAUCAAGUCGCAGAUGACAGUUGCUGCGUUCAUAUGUGGAAACUUCAUGAUCAACAUCACAGAGAAGUGGAUCGAUCCGAAUGGAGACAGGCAUCCGGAUCUGUGGCGAGGGACCGAUCUUUUCUUUAAUAUCAUCUUCUCCUUUGAGUUGGUUGCGAACAUGUAUGGCUUCUGGUGGCGACGAUUCUGGUCAUCUGGGUGGAACGUGUUCGAUGUGGUGGUGGUGUCUAUAGGCAUCCUAGACGUCUUUGAAGUGCCCUUGCCGGGUCCUCUCAGCUUGCUUCGCAUGAUGCGAGCAUUCCGAGUCUUCAGACUCUUUAAGCGGAUCAAGUCACUGCGAAAGAUCUUAGAAUCGCUGGCGAAAGCUAUGCCUGCGCAUGUGAAUGCGUUCGGCAUCUUGUUCCUCGUCAUGUGCAUUUAUUCCAUUCUGGCAGUGGACUUUUUCAUGAACUUUGCCUCUGAAGGCUUUUACACCAACACAUUGAACAUAACUGUGCCUUUGGGCACAUCGCGGGAGCUACACCAUGGGGAGGAGUAUUUCGGGAAUUUUUGCCUCUCGCUGUUCACCAUGUUUCAAGUCCUGACCGGCGACUCCUGGUCAGAGGCUGUGGCACGGCACUUGAUUUUUACCGACGACAUCACUCGAACCAUCGGGACGACAGUCUAUUUUAUAUCGUUUCAGCUGCUCUGUGGAAUCGUCUUGAUCAAUGUCACCAUUGCCGUCCUCUUGGAGAAGAUGGUGGACGAUGGGUCGGAAAAGCUAGCCGAAGCCCAACGGGCGGCGGCUGAAGCAGCCGUAAGUUCCAGCACGACCGUGGACUGGGCGUUUCAGGCUGCUCAGCUUCCGGUAGCAGACUGCAGCGGAGUAGUGGAGUUGGAGAAUGAAGUACGUGUUCUCAGACAAGACAUGCAAGUCUUCAAAAAGCACCUGGAAAUUCUGGCAGCUCUUGCGAAGGACAAGCCUUCGCUGCUUCUUCGGCUGUGCCACAGCCAGCCAGGCAAACCGCCAUGA
Molecule: messenger RNA, 1194 nt
Organism: Symbiodinium sp. CCMP2592
Lineage: Eukaryota; Dinophyceae; Suessiales; Symbiodiniaceae
Source: the annotation of a GenBank genome assembly